GGUUAUGUGGACAACAAGCAUUGCACGUUGAUUAUUUAUUAUUUGAAUGUUUUCUCAAGUAUAUAUGCAUAUAUAUGAUAGUUGAAUAGAACAUAUUGCAAAGAAACAUAACAUCUCAAUUACAAUCAUGGAAGGAGAAGGAUCAUUAUCAUUUGUUAGAAAAGGAGCUUGGAAUAAAAUGGAAGAUGAACUUCUCACUACUUGUGUACAACAAUAUGGAGAAGGAAAAUGGCACCUUGUGCCCAUAAGAACAGAUCGAUUUUUAAUUGUAGGGUUGAACAGAUGUCGCAAAAGCUGUAGAUUGAGGUGGUUGAAUUAUUUAAAACCAAGUAUCAAGAGAGGAGAAUUCACUGAGGACGAAGUUGACAUGAUGAAAAGAUUGCAUAGACUCUUGGGAAACAGGUGGUCCCUGAUCGCUGGAAGACUUCCUGGAAGAACACCUAAUGAUGUGAAAAAUUACUGGAAUACCCAUAUCCAUAAAAAGGUAUCAUCAUCUCAUAAGGAAGAGUACUCUACAUGUGCAAAGUCAAAAAAGGAAAUAAUCAAACCUCAUUUAGUCAUAAAACCCCAACCUCGAAAUUUCUCAACCACUAAUUCAACCAUGUUGAAAAUGAGGUUCCUUAAUGAAGAUCAAAGUGGGGCCAAAAAUUCUCAAGCAUGUGAUGAUACUUUAAUAACAAAGUACAAUGAUAAUAAUUUAGAUGAUAAGUGGUGGGUGGGAUCAACUAUGAUGGAUGAUGACAAAGGAUGCAAUGUUGGUGUGAAUAAUGAUUUAUGUUGUGUCCAAGAUGGGAUGCUCAUGAAAGACCUUAAAUUGAAUGAUGAGAUUAUAAAAGGUCUUUUAGAAGAUCAAAGUUGGAGUGAUUUUCUUAUUGAUAUCAAUUUUUUGGAUUUGUAAUUUUUUACAGUUUAGUCAACAAAAAUUGAUAUAUUUAAUCUAUAAUAUUAAACAAGUAUAUCAAUUUUUACUGACUAAAAUGUUUUUUAUAAAAGUAGAAGAGAGAGUACACAUUUCGGUAAAUUAAUAUUUUAAGACAGAAAUAAGAAAGAGAUUAUUUUUAUGUAAUUGUAUACUGUUAAUCAAAUACACACUAUUAUGUUUAUGAAUUUUAAAAUA
Messenger RNA from Cicer arietinum (chickpea), 1117 nucleotides. RefSeq names its product transcription factor MYB1-like. Gene Ontology annotation, biological process: regulation of DNA-templated transcription; cell differentiation. Lineage: Eukaryota; Viridiplantae; Streptophyta; Magnoliopsida; Fabales; Fabaceae. Gene Ontology annotation, cellular component: nucleus. The record is from RefSeq and is a predicted model, not a curated record. Gene Ontology annotation, molecular function: transcription cis-regulatory region binding.